This is a messenger RNA of Engraulis encrasicolus (European anchovy), 3781 nucleotides long. RefSeq names its product spermatogenesis associated 13 (gene spata13). The transcript is spliced from 13 exons. Gene Ontology annotation, biological process: intracellular signal transduction. Bases 95 to 2884 code for a protein of 929 amino acids. The record is from RefSeq and is a predicted model, not a curated record. NCBI's taxonomy places the organism in Eukaryota, Metazoa, Chordata, Actinopteri, Clupeiformes, Engraulidae. Gene Ontology annotation, molecular function: guanyl-nucleotide exchange factor activity; protein binding.
ACGGACCUGACGUCCCGAGCACGCCGCCCCAGCAGCCCCCUGGCCGCGACCCCGCCCCCCCCGCCACCGCCCCUCUCCCCCCUCAGGCAGCUCCAUGACGACUACUCCCGCCGCAUACCUUGCCUUCCGCCCCCGGACCGCCAGCGCCGCCCCUCGCCUGCACGCGCCAGAGCCACGCCCCCCGAGAGGGAGACGGACGGCCAGCGAGCCGCCACCACCACCACCGUCACGGUGGAACACGCACCCUCCAUACACCGCGCCCCCCUUGCCCCUCUCGCCCCUCUUUGCCCCCCUGGACCCGACCGACCGCGGUGGCACGAGUGGCCAACAGACUCUCACCAGCAAUGGCUGCCAGCAGCUGAGUAGCGGUCAGGGUGUCGCGCAACAGACGUCAUGUCCGAGUCCGAGUGACACGUCUGCUGAGGACUGUGGGCCUAUGGAGGCUCAGAGACUAAUGGGGGAGGAGGAGUCACACACUGACACCGUGCAGAUGGAGGUCCAUGAACAGGGCUCAACCAAGUGCAUAUGGAAGACACCAGAGAAAGACGCCGACGAGCUGGAGUCCCGGUCAGCAGGAGACGAUGAAGAUGCCCUCACCCUCUCCCAGGCCCGAGCUCUGCUGUCCGCCUCCGACCCAUCGCACCAUGACUCCGCCCCCAGCUCGCCCGCCCUAUCGGACGCCCCCGCAGCGGAUUCUCCCACCACCCCCACCGCUACACCGUCGACUGUGAUCCGGCGCCGCUCCGGGCGACCGCGGCCCCGGCCCUUCUCCGACUACGGCCAGCUGGUGAACAGGAAGUUCUCCAUACCCGAGGAAGUGCGGACGGCACCCACCACGCCAAAACCCACCGCCACGUCUGCUGCUGCCAACGAUGCCAACACCACGCCAACCUCGUCGUCCCAAGAGAGCGCUAGCCCUGUUGCCAACGGCAAUGGUCCUAUGAGUUACCAUGGCAGCAGUCCAAAGGAUAAUCAAUGGAGACAGCGGCCCAUGUCGGUCAUCGAGGGGAUGGACCGGUACCCGUCACCAGGCGGCGAGGACCGCGAGGAGCAGGACAGCUUGCCCUCGCCUCUGCCACGCCCCCCCAUGCCGUCCCACCAGGUGCCCCCGUACCGGGCGGUUUCGGCCCGCCUCCGGCCCAACACCAUGUCCCAGAGCACCCCCAUCGGCCUGGACCGCCUGGGCCGACGCAAGCUGCACCGCGUACUCAGUGAUGGCCCCUCUGAGGGGUGUCCCAUGCUGGACGACAGUGUGAGCGAGGAGGACGGCAGUUUUGACGAGCUCACACACACACACACCCCGUACCUGCAGACUGGAGUGGAGAUCAGCGCUCUUAACCAGCUGAUCUGGUCGGGUCACAUGGUGUACGCGGAGGCCCUGUGGGAUCAUGUGACCAUGGAGGAGCAGGAGCUGGCGUUCAAGGCGGGAGACGUCAUCCGGCUGGUGGAGGCGUCCAGCAAGGACUGGUGGUAUGGGGCGGCGGGGGAGCGGGAGGCAUGGUUCCCCUCGGGGUUCGUCAGGGUGCGUGUGAACCAGGAGGAGGAGUCGAGUGGGGGGAGUGUGGAGAGCGUGGAGAUGGGGACGCAGGAGGACCAGGAGGCGGUGUUGCCUAGAGACAAGCGCGCCCAGAGCACCGAGCACCGCGAGCAGAUGAGGACCAACGUCGUCCGGGAGAUCAUGAACACCGAGCGAGACUACAUCAAACACCUGAGGGACAUCUGCGAUGGUUACAUCCGUCAGUGCCGUAAGCAUCCGGGCAUGUUCACGGAGCAGCAGCUGCGGGUCAUCUUCAGCAACAUCGAGGACAUCUACAAGUUCCAGAGGAAGUUCGUGAAGGACCUGGAGAGGAACUACAACAAGGAGGAGCCGCACCUCAGCCAGAUCGGAUCCUGCUUCCUCCAGCAGGGCGACGGUUUCUCCAUAUACUCUGACUACUGUAACACCCACCCGGUGGCGUGUGUGGAGCUGCAGCGCCUGAUGAAGUUGAGUCGCUAUAAGCAUUUCUUCGAGGCCUGCCGCCUCCUGCAGCAGAUGAUCGACAUCUCGCUCGCCGGCUUCCUGCUCACGCCCGUCCAGAAGAUCUGCAAGUACCCCCUGCAGCUGGGGGAGCUGCUCAAGUACACGCCCAAGGACCACAGUGAUCACCAGAGUGUGAGCGAUGCGUACGAGGCGAUGAAGAACGUGGCGAGCCUGAUCAACGAGAGGAAGAGGAGGCUGGAGAGCAUCGACACCAUCGCCCAAUGGCAGGUCGCCAUCCUGCGCUGGGAGGGCCAGGACGUGUUGGCCCGCAGUUCCGAGCUGGUCCACUCGGGGGAGCUGCAGCGCGUGGUGCGCCAGGGCAAGACCCAGCAGCGCAGCUUCUUCCUCUUCGACCACCAGCUGGUGCUGUGCAAGAAGGACGUGCUGCGCCGCGACCUGCUCCACUACCGCGGCCGCCUGGACAUGGAUGCCACCGAGCUGCAGGAGCUGGCGGACGGGCGAGACGGCGAGCUGGGGGCACUGAAGAACGCCAUUCGGCUGAGGAACAAGGAGACGGGGGAGAGCCUCACGCUCUGCUGCCGCAAGGCAGAGGACAAGCAGCAGUGGAUGGCGGCCUUCGCACGGGAGAGGAGACGCGUCCAGGAGGACGAGGAGAUGGGGAUGGAGAUCAGUCAAGAGCAGCGAGCACAAGCGAUCAUCAACGCACUGAAAGCAAAGCAAGGCAAAAUCAAAAGUAUGGGCUACUCUGGCCUCCCCGUGGCCCCGCCCCUCCACCCCAUCCACCAGCGCCACGUCACCGUGCCGACCAGCGUCCCCCAGCAGCAGGUGUUCGCCCUCGUCGAGCCCAAGAGGAAGUCAUCACAGCUAUGGGCCUUCACACGCCACGCCCUCUUCAGGAAGUAGAGAGGAAACCACGCCCUCUUCAGGAAGUAGAGAGGAAGCCACGCCCUCUUCAGUGUCCCUCAAUGGCGGCCGCCUCUACAAGAAGGAGAAAAGAGGAAACGGCCCAAGUUGCAGCCCUCCCUCCGUCAAACUUGUAUUUUGUCUGCACACCUCGGCUGGCAGGCGCUUCUGAGAAGGCCCAUGGGUCACUCGGCAGACAAUUUGGAAAAACUCCCGCACACUGACCAUUUCGAUGUUUUCUUUAAAACACUACAAAGGUCUACGACCGAAACGUUGUGUAGAAGAAAACAGCAAAAUGGUCAGUGUACGGGAGUUUUUUUUUUCAUACUGACCCCUCUGUCUUAAAAAAAAGAAACAACCAGGAGUCAAAGUAGAGACCUCUUUGGAAUCCCACGUGUUGCCUUUUCGAGCCGUCCCACGGAGGGAUAUGACUUUGGGGUGUCGGUUUCCCUCAACGACCACACCCCUUUUUUUGGGGGGAAAGGAGGCGCGCAAUCUUCAGUGACUUAAAGUGCUCUUCAGAAAGUACAGAGGAGACGAGCAGAGCAGAGAGGAGUGUUGUUCAGAGGAGCAGAGAGGAGUGUUCUACAGAGGAGACGAGCAGAGAGGAGUGUUGUUCAGAGGAGACGAGCAGAGAGGAGUGUUCUACAGAGGAGCAGAGAGGAGUGUUGUUCAGAGGAGACGAGCAGAGAGGAGUGUUCUACAGAGGAGACGAGCAGAGAGGAGUGUUGUUCAGAGGAGACGAGCAGAGAGGAGUGUUGUUCAGAGGAGACGAGCAGAGAGGAGUGUUCUACAGAGGAGCAGAGAGGAGUGUUCUUCAGAGGAGACGAGCAGAGAGGAGUGUUGUUCAGAGGAGACGAGCAGAGAGGAGUGUUCUUCAGAGGAGACGAGCAGAGC